CCUUUUCGCGGCCGGGCCCCAGCAUGGCUGCCCCCACGGCUGAGGGCCUGGCAGCUGCUGCGCCCUCGCUUUCUUGACAUUCCCUGGCUUCUGUGCUCUCUUCCCCAGGCCACCCCAGCAGACAUGUUUGCCAAGGCCUUUCGGGUCAAGUCCAACACGGCCAUCAAGGGGUCGGACAGGAGAAAGCUUCGAGCUGAUGUGACAACUGCUUUCCCCACCCUUGGAACUGAUCAAGUCUCUGAGUUAGUACCUGGAAAGGAGGAGCUCAACAUUGUGAAGUUGUAUGCUCACAAAGGGGAUGCAGUGACUGUGUACGUGAGUGGUGGUAACCCCAUCCUCUUUGAACUGGAGAAAAAUCUGUAUCCAACAGUGUACACGCUGUGGUCCUAUCCUGAUCUUCUGCCAACCUUUACAACAUGGCCUCUGGUGCUCGAGAAACUGGUAGGGGGAGCAGAUUUGAUGCUGCCUGGACUGGUGAUGCCCCCUGCUGGUCUGCCUCAGGUACAGAAGGGCGACCUCUGUGCCAUUUCUUUGGUGGGGAACAGAGCCCCUGUAGCCAUUGGAGUUGCAGCCAUGUCCACAGCUGAGAUGCUCACGUCAGGCCUGAAGGGAAGGGGCUUCUCUGUGCUCCACACUUACCAGGACCACUUGUGGCGGUCUGGAAACAAGUCCUCUCCACCUUCCAUUGCUCCACUGGCCCUGGAUUCAGCAGAUCUCAGUGAAGAGAAGGGGUCUGUCCAGAUGGACUCCACCCUGCAGGGAGACAUGAGGCACAUGACCCUGGAGGGGGAAGAGGAGAAUGGGGAGGUUCACCAGGCACGUGAAGACAAGUCUCUCUCAGAAGCCCCAGAAGACACCAGCACCAGGGGCCUGAACCAAGACUCCACAGAUAGCAAAACGCUUCAAGAACAAAUGGAUGAGCUGUUACAGCAAUGCUUCUUACAUGCCUUGAAGUGCCGAGUCAAAAAGGCUGACCUCCCUUUACUCACCAGCACUUUCCUUGGCAGCCACAUGUUCUCCUGCUGCCCCGAAGGACGACAACUGGACAUAAAGAAGUCAAGCUACAAAAAGCUCUCUAAGUUCCUGCAGCAAAUGCAGCAGGAGCAGAUUAUACAGGUGAAGGAGCUGAGCAAAGGGGUGGAGAGCAUUGUGGCUGUGGACUGGAAACACCCGAGGAUUACAUCUUUCGUCAUACCCGAGCCCUCCCCGACCUCCCAGACUAUCCAGGAGGGUAGCAGGGAACAGCCCUAUCACCCUCCAGAUAUAAAACCCCUCUACUGUGUCCCAGCCAGCAUGACCCUGCUCUUCCAGGAGUCUGGCCACAAGAAGGGGAGCUUUCUGGAGGGCAGUGAGGUCCGAACGAUCGUCAUUAACUACGCCAAGAAAAAUGACCUGGUUGAUGCAGACAACAAAAAUCUUGUGAGAUUGGAUCCCAUCCUAUGUGACUGCAUCUUAGAGAAAAAUGAACAGCAUACAGUCAUGAAGCUUCCAUGGGACAGUCUUCUGACCAGGUGUUUGGAAAAAUUACAGCCUGCCUAUCAAGUGACCCUUCCCGGACAAGAGCCCAUUGUGAAGAAAGGGAGAAUCUGUCCAAUUGACAUCACCCUAGCACAAAGAGCGUCUAAUAAAAAGGUGACCGUGGUCCGGAACUUGGAGGCCUAUGGUCUGGACCCAUACUCAGUGGCUGCCAUCCUUCAGCAGCGAUGCCAGGCUAGCACCACCGUCAAUCCUGCCCCUGGGGCCAAGGACAGCCUUCAGGUGCAGAUCCAGGGAAACCAGGUCCACCACCUCGGCUGGCUAUUGCUUGAUAACAAAACUGAGGCUGAGUUUAAGAAACAUGCCUGUGGUCCCCUGCUAGUAAGAAGCUAAGUAGGAACUGGAAUCAAAUCCAUCUAAGGCCCAUGCUCUUCUCAAUUCACCAUGUAGCCACCAUGGGACGGCAUCUUUUGCUGAAGGGGCCGGCCUGCCACACCCAUAAUGAUCACUGAAACUCUGUGCUGCGGGGCUGGGAUGAGCAGCUGUUAAACCAAAGCCUGUAAGUUACCUGAUCUGUGAAAUGUUCAUCUAAGAUGAGUCUAAGCAGCGGGUCAGGCCCCAGAGGCACCAUGUCACCUGUGAAGGUGGGAAGGAAGGACUUCUAACUCAAGUGAGAUGCAGCCACCAGGAUGCAGGGCCCAGCCUUCUCCUGUGUGCCUUCCCAGGUCUCUGGAACUGAACCUUGAUUCUGUUGCAGACCACCCAAGGGCAAGCAGCUCUGGCCAUCUCCCACUUGCCGGAGGUGAGUAGCAAGUAGUGUGAGCCUCACAGACUCUCUUCAUUCACUGUCAGUCCAUUAACCCGGGGACUCUCACAGUGAAGCCUCUCAUUUUCCUCAUCCCUUCCCUUGGGUAGCUCCCAGAGCUCCCCAUCCUCAGUCCUUGCCAGCUGAGCACAUGUCUAUGGGACCAGAUGUGCCUGACCCUGGCCCUACCCCUAUACCUUCCCGCUGGGAGCUUCUAAUUAGAAAGACCCCGUUGUCUGGUUACUAUUAUACACUCACUCUGUCUCUGACGCAUGUAGGCUAUUGCUCCUCAGGAGGUAAUAGCUUUCUCAUACUUGUCUAUAAAAAAUAAGUAAUGGAAAGAAAAUUCUAGAAGCUUCGGAAAGAUCUCCUCUCAUAGUUUCCAAUCAAGCUAGAGCCAUUUCCCCGUAAGAAAAGGCAGCUGUGCUGUGGCUUUCAAAGGCUUGAUUUUGAAUACAGUGAGAAGCAAAGCUGCCUUAGCCUAGGGUUUCUUCUUCCUGUUCCCCUUUCUUCAGCAGAUAGACCCAUCUAUCUCUCCCCUUCCCACCACAAACGCGGGGAAGUGACGCAAGUGGCCACAGGCACCUCUGCCUUCCAGGGCUGACUCAAAAGACAGCAGCCCUGACCUCACCAUUCUGAGGCCUGGCCCUCUGGCUGGUGAUGGGAAGCCCUGUCUGGGAGUGCCAGGAGCCCCGUGUGUAGCCAACACUACGAAUGUCACAGCCAUGGAAUGCCAGCACCCAGGUCUGGGAUGGCUGCUGCCCACAAAAAUAUCUGGCAGACAAGAUGUGACCCAUGGACCAAAUGAAUCACCUCCUGAAUUAGGCCAGCCAGCCACAGCCACGAGGGCUCACGGAUCCUUUUUCCACCCAAGAGAUGGCGUAUAAUCCAGACCAGUGGUUCUUAAACUUGUCUGCACAGUGCAAUCAUCUGGGGGAUCUUUAGAAACUUAGCUGCCUGGGCUUCAUCCCUGGAGAUUCUGAUUUAAUUGGUCUGGGGUGCAGUCUGGGCAUGGGAAUUUUAAAAAUCUCCUAGUUGAUUUUAAUUCGCAGCAACAUUCGAAAAGAACUGAAAUAGACAGACCCCUCACAACAAUUCCAGACCUCAAGGGUCUUCAUCCAGCUGCUGAAUUAACACUUGGUGCCAAGAAACACACAAACACCCCAAAGGUUUACCUAACAGGCACUAUCUGCCAUGAGAGCGAGAUCGAUACUAUAGCAAUCUUCAGAGGAUAAGACAAAGACUCUGAUUCCUAUUCACCUGCCAGAUUCUUAAGGAUCUGUCCACGGGUACAAAGCGAGAAACCAAGCAGACAGUUUUGCCUCUUGGGGUGGCCCAAGAUAGAGACAGAAUAGGGAACUCUGUUAUGAUUUAACAAAUAUAGACAUUGGCAUGUGAGGUGUCUCUCCUGGGGGCUCACACAUCUCAGUGCAUCUGGCAUGGAAUUCAUCUAUUCCGAUUAAGCCCCUGGCAUUGGUGGCAGAUGGCUGAGCUGUUCCCAAUGCACUUGGCAUGUCCAGGGCACUGGUGAAAAACAGGUUUGUGCUCACAUGUCCUAUGCGGUGGAAAAGGGCAAUGUCUUCUUUUAGCUCUGGAGGUGAUUGGGGAACAGCCAUGUAAAGAGGCUGGGUGCUAGGGGUUCACAGCGACACCCCGACCCUGAGUGAUUCUCUAAUGCUUCCAUUUAAAUAUUCUUAACAAAAUAAGGAGGACCAUACCCCUUUCGUCUGGGGCCUAACUCAGGGCAGAUUUGCCCUAAGCUGUUUUUCUUUAUUUUAUCACUAAAGCAACAGCAACAAAACCCUACUUCUGCACUCUAAUCAAUGACAUAUGUAAUCUUAAUUUUGGUGACUGGAGAGUGACCUAAUGCCCUAAGGAGAGGCUCUGAGUGAGUCACGUGGCUUCUGGUAUUCCCAGGUGGGCCCAGGGCACCCAGGAAUGCUGUGGCAAUGAGAGGGGGUCCCCAGGAUGAGGGUGGGCUGAGGAGGACGUGUGUCCCACCGGCAGUACUGCAGCUAUUAUAUACAUCCGUGCCUACUUUUUCUUGACCAAAAUCACAAACCUAAUUUUUGCUAAAAAAUUCACUCUCACUCUUUUUAAAUUUGUCAGUCUUUCCUCCUUCUGGCCCACGAUUUGAAUCAUCUCACACCUGUUUGCCCAUCAGAAGUCACUUUAUUUGUCAAGCUCUUCCUGAUCACUCCAGCCCUGAAUGAUGACGAUGAUUCACUACAGCUAAUAUGUACCGUGCACUAUUCUACUCACUUAGCAUGUAUUAGCUCAUUUCAUCAUCACAGCAAAUGUGUCACAAAAAAUACUAUUAUGAUGCUCAUUUUACAGUCAAGGAAAGUGAGCCACAGGAAGGUUAAAGCUAACCUACAUCUAAAGGCAACACUAUACUAUCUGGCACUUAAGUAAGCAUCUACUUACACACACACACACACACACACACACACACUUUUUUUUUUUGAGAUGUCUCCCUCUGUCACCCAGUCGAGAGUGCACUGGUGCAAUCACAACUCACUGCAGCCUCGACCUCCUAGGCUCAAGCAAUCCUCCUGCCUCAGCCUCCCAUGUAGCUGGGACUACAAGCAUGUGCCACACUCCUGGCUAAUUUUUUUUAUUUUUUUGUAGAAAUGAGGUGCCUUGCUAUGUUGCCCAGGCUGGUCUCAAACUCCUGGCCUCAAGCAAUACUCUCACUUCAGCCUCACGAAGUGCCAGGAUUACAGGUGUGACCCACCGCGCCUGGCUGCUUACAUUAACCUCCAAGUAGACUCAUCCAUCUCAGGUCUUCUUCCCAACUAGACUAAAGCUCUUUAAUGACUUACAUCAUACUUCAAUUUGUUCUCUGUGCCUGGUGCCUCUGAGCAUGAGGCAAAUAGGAAAUACUUGCUCAAGAACCUUCAAUGAUCCCCUAUUGCCUACAGUGGACAAAAAAGGUCUUAAUUUCUUCUAGGAAUUACAGUGCAGUGAGCCUUGGAUUUCCAUUUAGACUGAGUUCUGUGAGAGAAGCACCCACGCCUGUCUUGUCCUCUAUGGUGUCCCAGAUCCCAGUGCCAGCUUGACACAUAGUAGGGGUUAAGUACCUGCAGGAUGAACACAAGUGUGUGUUGGGCUUCUGACUCCCAUGACUAACUACAUGAUCUUGAGAAAGUCAGAUAAUCUCUAAGCCUCAGUUUCUUCAUCUAUACAUUUGGGAUAAAAAUCCCUUAUUGUCUCACAGGAUUGAUGUGAAGGUAAAAAUCAAAUGAGAUAAUGGGUACAAAAGUGUUCUGAAAAUCACCAAACCCAUUCAAAGGCAUGUAUGGUGACUAUCAUCCCAGGAAAGCAAAGUUCUACCCCUCUGAGCCAAUUUCAGUUUUCAUUUUCCUUGAGUCCUUCUUCUGAUUGGCCACAUGCCCAUAGAGUUUGUUAAUUCCUUUCUCUGCACCAGUGGUUGGCAAACUUUUUCUGUAAAGGGUCAGACAGUAAAUGUUAGGUUUUGCAGGCCACGCAGUCUGUUGCCACUAUUCAACUCUACUAUUGUGGCACAAAAGCAGCUACUGGAUGAGUGUGACUGGGUUCCAGUAAAACUAUUUAUGGGCCUGGCAUGGUGGCUCACACCUACAAUCCCAGCACUUUGAGAGGCCAAGGCAGGAUGAUCGCUUGAGCCCAGGAGUUCGAGACCAGUCUGGGCAACAUAGUGAGACCCUGUCUCUACAAAAAAAAAAAAAUACAAAAAUUAGCUGGGCACAGUGAAGUGCACCUGUAGUGCCAGCUACUCAGGAGGCUGAGGUGGGAGAAUGACCUGAGCCCCCAGGAGUUCAAGGCUGCAGUGAGCCGUGAUUGUGCCACUGCACUCCAGCCUAGGUGACAGAGCAAGACCCUGUCUCAAAAACAAAACAAACUUUAUUUAUGGAACCUGGCCAUGUGCAGUAGUUUGCUCUAUGCUGUUGUUUGUGCAGAGUCUCCUGCCUAGAACACUAUUAGCCCUAGUUCCACCUUCUCUAUGUAGUUUCCCAAUGCAAUUUCUCCAGUCUAUAGCCAUCUCUCCAUCCUCUGCUCUCUUAAUGUACCAGAUCCCUGGCAUUUUGAUUCCCACAUGGAGAAAGGUAAUCACAGUUUUGUCCUGGUCUCUCUUUCUCCUGAAUCAUACUUCCUAUGUUUCCUGUGUAUUUCCUCACACCACCAGUUAAUGGGCCUUUGUAACUUCACUCUCAUUUCAUGGACACUUUUCACAAGAAGACAAAGGCUUGGGCACUUCCUUGGAUUUUGCUCACUUUACUCCAUUCUGCAAUGAGGAGGCAACAAAGCUGGCUGGGGUAGGGAUGGAGGUAGACAGCUAGGCUCACCCCCUGGUUCUGUGACUCGCUCCCAAACACCAGCCCCAUGGCCUCAAAGCCUCAGAUUCCCAUUGCAGCAAAAGUACAAAUUACCAUCGUCACAGAUCUCUGCAGCUGCUGGCUAAUGUUAAAUCCAUACUGCAAGAGCCUAUAGAGGUGAUUUCAGAGCCUGUGUGGCUACAGCUGGCAUCUAAUUAUAUGCUGCCUUUUAUUGUUUAAUGAUUGUUUCACAUGUUAAUCCCAUCUCCCCAGUGAGAUGCUCUCUGGAUGGAGGCAGACAUUAGUUUGGUGCCUAAGCUUUUUGGCACCCCGCUUGGCUGAAACCUGGGCCAAACUUUAAGUAGGUGUCAGAUAAAUACCUGUUGAUUGGGUGGCAGGGGAGGGCAAGACAGCCUGGGGAGUCUCAGGCCAGAGCCCACCCCAGACCCCUAGGUCCAGGAGCACCUCACACUCAGCUGCACCCUGAGGGUCUGAUACCAAGAACACACACCAGGCUUUGGACUUUGGCGUUAGCCGUGUGGCUCAGCUCUUGGCAGCUAGCUGAUGAGAACAAAUGCAAGACCAUCAAAUGACCUGUGACGUCUGGGGAGCUACUUCCCCUCUCAGGGCCUCAGUUUCCUUAUCUGUGAAAUCAUGAAGUGAUACUGGAGAAGCUCUAAGGGCCCCUUCGCAGGACUAAGAUUUUACACAUAAGAUAGGGUGGUGUUUUUUUCUCAUCAUUGCUUCCUCUUCUAUUUCAGAGAAUUGGGUGUGGAGAUGGGGGCCUCUUGGAGGCUAGCUAGCAUGGCUGAAUGGCAGCAGGAAUAACCAAUCUAAAGGAGCACAAAGAACAUUUCUAACCGCCACGACUUUACUUUUUCACUGCUCACCACUUUUCUCUAUUGUCAGCAAGACUCUAUCUUAGCCAAGCCCAAGCCGGUCUACGCAUUCUUAACACACACAACUCAAGAAAACAAAACAAAAAAUACCCCGGAAGCCAUUCACCAUGAGCCUUUGCCACAUUUCCUCUUUCUCAGCUCUUAGCAAAUCUGUCAGCAGCAAUUCUUUCACCCCUUGGAAGGAAGCCAUCUCCAGGCUUAAGUCAGGGAGGAAAGCCUCAGGCCCCUCCUACAGGAGAAUGUCCAUCUGCAGCUGCCUUCCACACCCCAAACACCCGGUGCUUCUGUUGUGCUUGCCCUAGAUGGGAACGUCUGCAGGCAAGGGGCAGACACCCAUCUAUCUGGGCUGGAUUUGAAAUACCCUGCUCAAUGUCCAAACCGCAUUCAAAGGUGAGGUUAGGAGUUCAAGACCAGCCUGGGCAACAUAAUGAAACCCUGUCUCUUCUAAAAAAAAAAACAAAAACAAAAACAAAAAAAUUAUCCGUGCGCCUGUAAUCCCAACUACUCGGGAGGCUAAGGCGGAAGAAUCGCUUGAACCUGGGAGGCAGAGGUUGCAUUGAGCCAAGAUUGCGCCACUGCACUCCAGCCUGGAUGACAGAGCGAGACUCCAUCUCAAAAAAAAAAAAAAAAAAAAAAAAGUCAUUGGUCCCUUUGUGAUGGUCUCAACCAAAUGAGAAAGAGGAAUCCCUAUGGGGCCUUACUGCAGGGCCCCCUCCCAGGUCUUCGAAGGCCUGUGUUCUGAAAUGGACUCCACAGACCCACCACAGCAGUGAAGGGGUUGAUUUCCACAGGUCCCUCUAUGGCACUGUCCAUUGUCCCAAAAUUAAAAGGGUUGGGAACUCCUUAACUGUGUUCCCUAAUAGGUUAUUUGCAGCAGAGCAGGGAAGGGGCUUUAUCAUGGAGCUUCUGCUCCAUGUGGAAUUUGAGCAGCUCUGGUAGGGUGUAUUAACAGAGCAGAGGGAAAAAAGAGGUGGCGGGUGGAGGUUGAGAAUGGAAAGAGACUCAAGUCUCCAAAGACAAAAACGUAGAGCAGAUGGUCAAUGUCAACAGUCCGCCAGUAGUAACUGAAUGAACUGCCUAUGGGUGAGGAUCGUGAAAGGCACCUUGAGAGAUGACGCAGAUGGGAUGUGACCCUGUCCUUGGGAGUCUGCAGGUGACCUGAGAAGGGAAGACAGAGAUGGAUGCGCUGUGGCACACCAGAGCAAGUACAGUGUGAUCUGGGACAAAAAGCCUCAAGCAGCACAGAUCAGGCCACUCCCGCAGACUCCUCAGGUUGCCAGCAUGCCCCAGAGUCUGGACACGGGGUCCCCUGCUCUUUGAGGUGACCAUCUCAGUCUCUGCACAGCUCAGCUAGAGUGGGUUAUACCAGGGAACAGUAGCUCCCUUACAGGGACCUAAGUUCAAGCCCCUGCAGAGCCUCAUUAUAAUAUUAAAAACCGACAGUAGUCAGGCACUGCCCUGAAGGGUUCAAGGUCCUGAUCUCAUUUAAUCCCCUAAAUAACAAGAAAGAUGCUGUUACUCUUCACCAUUAGACCAUGCUGCCUUGCACGCUGGGCCACAGGUGGCCUGUGCUGGCCAUGCCCUUGGUCUUCUGUGAACUUGAUCAAGUCCACCUCACUAAGACUCCGAUUUCUAUUUUGUUUUUUUAAGAGAUGGGGCUCUCACUAUAUUGCCCAGGCUGGUCUCAAACUCCUGGCCUCAAGUGAUCCUCCCGCUUUGGCCUCCCAAAAUGCUGGGAUUACAGGCGUGAGCCACUACGCCUGGCUACUUAUAUUAACUUCCAAGUAGACCAUCCAUCUCGGGUCUUCUUCCCAACUAGACUGAAGCUCUUUAAUGACUUACAUCCACUGCUACUACUUCUCUAUGCCUGGUGGCUCUGAACAUGAGGCAAAUAGGAAAUACUUGCUCAAUACUUGCUUCAGUGGUUCUUGAGGUCUUAAUUUCUCCUAGGAAUUACAGUGCAGUAGUGAGCCUUGGAUUUCCAUUUAUACUGAGUUCCGUGAGAGAAGCACCCGUGCCUGUCUUGCCCUCUAUGGCGUCCCAGAUCCCAGUGCCAGCUUGACACAUAGCAGAGAUUCAGUAAAUACCUGCAGGAUGAACAUGAGUGUGUAUUUGGCUUCUGACUCCUAUUACUCACUACAUGGUCUUGAGAAAGUCAGAAAAUCUAUAUGCCUCAGUUUCUUCAUCUAUAAAUUUGGGAUAAAAAUCCUUUAUUGCCUCACGGGAUUGAUGUGAAGGUAAAAAAUCAAGCAGUCCGCCCACCUCGGCCUCCAAAAGUGCUGGGAUUACAGGCAUGAGCCACCACACGGAGACUGAUUUCUUUGUGAAAUGCAGUUUAUACAUUUGUUGUGAAGAUGAAAUGAGAUCUCAGGCCUCAAAGUGCUUAGCACAAAGUACACAGUAAGCACUCCAUAAAUGUUAGCUAGUGCGUCAUCAUCCAAAUUAUCAUCAUCACCAUCAUCAUCAUGAUCAUGAUCAUCAUCAUCUUCAGUAGUCAUUUGUCCAAAUUUUUCCAUUAUCAUCUUCAGUAGUCAUUUGACCAAAGCUUGGUCAGUGGGGACCCAAUAUGGGACCUUGAUUCCCGAUAGGCCCUUCAGCCAAGGCCACAUUAUGACUUUCAUGGGUCCUAAGAACUUUUGUCUUUGGGGCCAAGGGCCCCUUCCUCCAUUAAAAAAAACCCACUGAAAAUUAUAUUCUAUGAUUGCAUCGGUAUAAAGACAAAUACAUCAAUAUCCUAUAUUAAAACACUUUCUUCAACCUAAAUGUUCAUUUUUUUUCUCAUGAUUUUAAAGAAAUUAAAACGUUUUUGUGGACCUCUAAAGUCGUGUGUGCCUGUGGCACGAUGCCUGCUGUGCCUCAUGGAGAAGUGACCAUACUUUCCAGCUGUUCAGUCCCAGGUAGGGCGACUGACUGUCCCAGUGUGCUGGGGCUGAGGGUUUUCUCGGGAUGCAGGGCUUUCAAUGCUAAAACCAGGACAGUCCGGGGGAACCAGUGCAUUUGGUUACCCUAGCCCCAGGUCUGGACAGACUCCCUUCCUCUCUGCUGCAUCCCAGGGGCACCAUGUGCUCUUCUGUAAAGCUGUGCCCAUGUACUCAAUUCUGGAGGUUUUUCUGAUAUCCACAGCCACUCCAAGGCCAGGCUGUGGCCUAGGACACAACUGUGUGGGCUAUCUCGGAAGAAGCUCCCUCAAGGCAGGGUCUUUGGCUUGUUCACUGAGGCGGCUCCCAGAACAGUGUCAGGCACACAAUAGGGGUUCAUUAAACAUUGGCUUCAUGCGUUGAAGAAAACACAAAGAAGCAGUAACACGCAUGCACCCUAAACCCCAAAAUAAAUGUAAGGUAAUUAAAAGGUUCCAGAAUUUUAUAAAGGUCUUGUAGGAUUGCUGGUCCAUGGACCCAUUUACUUCUGAGACUACUGAACACCAGAUGAGAAUUCUGUCCUCUGCUUCUGAAAAUAGAUGACCCAAAUCCUUUCCAUUUCUGUUCUCCCCUGCUCCAGGUCUUCAUGAAGCCCCCUUUUUAGCUCAGAGGUCUAAAGUUUGAACCAGACAGAAGAGGGUGACACUCAAUCUUCUGAGAUGGCCACAGGAAUUUUCCCUUGGGACAUCUUAUGCCCUCAGGAGUUUCUAGAAGGUCUUCCUUUGGGUGUUUUCCUCCUUGGAUUUCCAGCUAGGUCCCUGUCCCCUCACCCAGCCUCACCUAGGUCAGCGUCCUUUCAGUCUCCCUGAGCCCUUCAUCUGACCAUUCUGCCUGAAAAGUCCUCCCUUCUCUACAUCUGACAGAAUUGGCCUCCUGCCCCUGGAACUGACAGUGUCUUUUGGGAUACCCACUCUUAUCUAGAAUUAGUGGAUUUUCCAACAACAUCAGCAUAUGCCCAAUUAUUCCAGCAUUGCUUUGACUCUCUGUACGUUAGUGUUAGUGGUACAAGCCUGUGUCCCUCAUUAGACUAUGAGCACACCACAGUCAGUGACUGUACCUUUUCCAUCUUUGUAUUCCCAGACCACCCUGAACCAGAGUACUGCAGAGUUAAUUAAGGAUGGACGGUGGGUAGGUGAGUGAGUGGAUCCCAAUACCCCAUCCCAGGCCAACUCUCUCCUAAGCUCUCUCAGUUCUUUCAGGCCAAUUUAGAGAGUAUUCCUUUGCAAAUGAUAUAUGCCAUAAGGGAUUGAUAUGCAGAAUAUAUAAACUACCACAAUACAAAAAAAAAAACCUGAUGAAAAAAUAGACAAUGGACAUGAACAGAUAUUUCUCUAAAGAAGAUCUAUAUAUGAUCUACAAACACAUGAAAAAAUGCUCAAUAUCACUAAUCAUUAGGGCAAUGCAAAUCAAAACCACAGUGAGAUACCAUUUCAUGCAUAUCAGGAUGCUUAUUAAUAAAAACAAUAAACAAGAAAAUAACAAGCAUUGGCAUGGAUGCAGGGAAACUGCAGCCCUGUGCAUUGCUGGUGGGAUUGUAAAAUAAUGCAGUCACUGUGGAAAAUGGUAUGGUGAUCCUCAAAAAUUAAACAGAAUUACCAUGUGAUCCAGCAAUUACACUUCUGGGUAUACACCCAGAAGAUGUGAGAGCAAGGACUCAAAUAUCAGAAAACCAGUAUUUGAACACCCAGGUUUGCAGCGGCACGAUUCACAGUAGCCAAAAAAGGUGGAAGCAACCCAAGGGUCCAUUGAUGGAUGAAACCCAAGUGUCCACUGAUGGAUGAAUAAACAAAAAAUGUGUUGUGUCCAUACAAUGGAAUCUCAUUCAGCCUUGAAAGGGAAGGAAAUUCUGACACAUGCUAUCACGUGGAUGAACCUUGAAAACAUUAAGCUAAGUGAAAUAAGCCAGUCACAAAAGGAUUAAUACUGUGUGAUUCUACUUAUAUGAAGUUCCUAGAAUAGUCAAAUUAAUAGAGACAGAAAGUAGAAUGGUGGUUGCCAGGGGUGGGGGGAGGGGAAAAUAGUGAGUUACUGUUUAAUUGGUAGGGAGUUACUGUUUAAUUGGUAAGGAGUUUCAGUUGGGGAAAACAAAAGUUCUGGAAAUGGAUGGUCGUGAUGGUUGUACAACAAUGUGAGGUUAUACUUAACGUCACUGCACUAUGCACUUAAGAAUGGUACAUUUUGGCUGGGUGCAGUGGCUCACACCUGUAAUCCCAGAACUUAGGGAGGCCGAGGCAGGAAGAUCUCUUGAGGCCCAGAGUCUGAGACCAUCCUGACCAACAUGGUGAAACCCUGUUUCUACUAAAAAUACAAAAAAAUUAGCCAAGCGUGGUGGUCCAUGCCUGUAGUGCCAGCUACUCGGGAGGCUGAGGCAGGAGAAUCACUUGAACCUGGGAGGCAGAGGUUACAGUGAGCCAAUAUUGCACCACUACACUCCAGCCUGGGUGACAGAUUUGAGACUCUGUCUUGGGGAAAAAAAAAAAAAAAAAAAAAAAAAAGGUAAAUUUUAUGUUAUGUGUAUUUUACCACAAUAAAAAAUAAAAAGGGCAGGGGAAACCUGGAGGCCAUGUCACUGGCUGGUUUUAUCUGUUUCCCAUAGAGUUGGGAGCUUCCCUUACUUUCUGUAUUCCAAGCGAGGAGUCAAUGCCACAUCUAAGCAACUGGGCCUCCAUCACGCCAAGCCCUCCAAGACCAGGCUCUUUUCCUAGGACUAGGCCACUCUCCUGGGAUGCAAAAUGAACACAAAAAAUGACCUGGACAGCCCAGCCUAGCUCAAAGGAGCUGCUGCAGUCGUAGCGGGCAUGCCUGCUCAAAACCUCCCAGGGGACUGCCCAGAAAGGUCAGGGGCACAGAAGCCUGUGCUCAGAGAUCAGGAAGGGGCCUCAAGAUGAACUGGUCCACCUACCCACAUUCUAGAGCAAACUAAGUCAUGAGGAAUGAAAAAGAUAAAAUAUAUUACUUUGACAUAAUUUGAGAUGGCUGUCACAGGGCCAGCAGACUGAGGUGGCCCUGCAAAGCUGUCCUUUGUGGGGGAAAUUUGCAUCUGUAGAGAAUCUCCUUUAAUGCAGCCAAGGCUUCUUCCCUUGUCCAGAUCUAGGAGAGAUUAAUGGAGUCUGACAUCUUUAAAGAUCUGAAAGAAACAUUUGCCAUGUCUUCUCUCUGAGGGUUGCUACCUGUGAGGUUUCAUCUACAUAACAAGACCACCUUGGCUAGCCAAGCCUCCUCUUCUUCCCCUCCCAAAACCUGUGUUGCCACUAAAACCUGAUUUACCAACCAUAACCUAUUUGGGGCCAUGCUCUGAGCCCACAGUCUUUCUGUAACCUUAGGAUGUGUAUGGGCUUCUGUACCCCACUGGGGCUUGGGUCUUCAUUCUGAAGGCUCCCGCGAAUACACGUUAAAUAAAUGUGUGUGCCUUUUUGCCUGCUCAUCAA
Homo sapiens (human) is the source of this 13824-nucleotide messenger RNA. It is a transcript of the gene EIF2D, whose product is annotated as eukaryotic translation initiation factor 2D. Lineage: Eukaryota; Metazoa; Chordata; Mammalia; Primates; Hominidae. The transcript has 15 exons. Bases 124 to 1869 code for a protein of 581 amino acids. Gene Ontology annotation, cellular component: cytoplasm. Gene Ontology annotation, biological process: translational initiation; formation of translation preinitiation complex. Gene Ontology annotation, molecular function: RNA binding; translation initiation factor activity. The record is from RefSeq and is a predicted model, not a curated record.